UAAAAAAAGAAGAAAGAAUCCCCGAGAUAACCGCGACAGCCUCAGCACAAUUAGCUGACGGGCUCUGCCUCUCCUCUGCCUCUGCGGGCUGUCAGUCGCUGGAGGAUUUGUCGGAGUUUACGAGCCUCUGAUUCUGUGAGGAUGUUGUUGUGGCUGGUUUUGUUCCUGCCUGCCCACUCCUUGGCUCAGCGAUCCGAGCCCAUGUUCUCCGCCAUAACCAAGACCGUGCUCCCCCCUGACUACGACAACAACCCCACUCAGCUCAACUAUGGUGUGGCUGUCACCGACGUGGACGGAGACGGAGACCUGGAGAUUUUUGUCGCUGGCUACAACGGGCCAAACCUGGUGCUGAAGUACGACAAGCAGAGGAAGAGGCUUAUCAACAUCGCCGUUGACAACCGUAGCUCCCCUUUCUACGCCCUGAGAGACCGCCAAGGCAAUGCCAUCGGAGUGGCAGCGUGUGACAUCGACGGAGACGGCCGGGAGGAGAUUUAUGUCCUGAACACCAACAAUGCCUUCUCCGGCCGGGCGACAUAUUCUGACAAGCUGUUUAAGUUCCGUAAUGGACGCUUCGAAGAUCUACUGAGCGAUGACAUUAACGAACACAGAGAUGUAGCAAACCGAAUGGCUGGGCGCUCAGUGGCCUGUGUGGACAGAAAGGGUACGGGGCGUUAUGCUAUCUACAUAGCCAACUAUGCCAGUGGCACCGUGGGUCCUCACGGUCUCAUAGAGAUGGACGAGUCAGCGAGUGACCUUUCACAGGGCGUCAUCGCCCUCUCCAGCGUCGCCGAGCAGGCCGGGGUCAACAAGUUCACAGGAGGGCGAGGCGUCGUGGUGGGGCCCAUUGUCAGUCAAACGCUGUCCGAUGUCUUCUGCGACAACGAGUACGGGCCAAACUUCUUGUUCAGGAACAACGGAGAUGGAACGUUCACCGAUGUGGCGCAGCAGACUGGUGUGGAGGACCCCAUGCAGCAUGGAAGAGGCGUGGCUCUGGCAGAUUUCAACCGUGACGGCAAGACGGACAUCGUCUACGGGAACUGGAAUGGACCUCAUCGCCUGUACAUGCAGCAGAAUAACCGCAAACAGAAGUUCAAGGACAUAGCAUCCCAGAAGUUUGCCAUGCCGUCUCCGGUUCGCACUGUCAUCGUCGCAGACUUCGACAACGACAAUGAGCUGGAGGUUUUCUUCAAUAACAUCGCCUACAGAGGCCCCUCUGCCAACAGGCUCUUUAGGGUGAGCAGGAGAGAGCACGGCGACCCACAGAUAGAAGAGCUGAAUGUUGGCGAGGCAUCAGAGCCUGAAGGGAGAGGAACAGGAGCUGUAGCCACAGACUUUGAUGGCGAUGGCCACCUAGAACUGUUGGUGUCUCAUGGUGAAAGUGCAGCACAGCCGCUCUCUGUCUACAAAGUCAACCAGGGUUCCACUAACUCAUGGCUCCGAGUAAUUCCCCGGACCAAAUUUGGUGCUUUCGCCAGAGGAGCUAAAGUGGUGGUGUACACAAAAAAGACAGGGCCACACACACGGAUCAUCGACGGUGGCUCGGGAUACCUGUGUGAGAUGGAGCCGGUCGCCCACUUUGGACUUGGCAAGGACGUGGCCACCAACGUGGAGGUUUACUGGCCAGAUGGUCGCUCAGUGGCUCGACCCCUGGAACCUUCAGAGAUGAACUCAGUGCUGGAAAUCCACUAUCCAAGAGACGAAGAGGAAAUCACUGCUACUACAGAAAUAGAGUGUGGUCAUGGGUUUGCUCUGAAUGAAAAUGGCCGCUGCACUGAUCAGGACGAGUGCACCCAGUUCCCCUCAGUGUGCCCCUCUGACCGCCCCGUCUGCAUCAACACCUAUGGCAGCUAUAAGUGUCGUGCCAAGAGGAGAUGCAAUCAGGGCUUUGAGCCCAGCGAUGAUGGGUCAGCCUGCGUGGCUCAGGUGGCUUACUUUGGGGGGGCGCAGUCCUCUGGGGAAUGCAAGUGGUCGCGCCUUUCUUUCUGGUUGCUUUCUGUCUCUGUGUUAGCACUCCUCGCAGCCCAUCUUCAGACAGGAACACUGUAGCUGCCAGUAUCUUCUCCCCCCCUUCCUAACUCUCUCCACUGCUGAGCGGGGAUGUACAAAAACUCUCAAGAGAACACUUUUCACUGAAACCUCUACUACUACUUCUUCUUCUUCUUCUUCUUCUCUAUGGAUGUCUAUCAUUUUUCCAUCAGUGAUUUGCAGCCUUGAUCCCUCUGCACCACUGCUCUGUGUCACCUCUUGGCUCCCAGCCCUCUGGACUAUAAAGAAGCGCACAGGGAGCAUGCUCGCUGGGAGCUACGAGGCUCAGAAACUGACUGUGUCACACCCGCAGAGUCCUCACGUCAUCACCUGGCACUUAACUUGGUAGGACCUGAACUGAGGCCAAGUCAAUAAGUGGUGCCGCAGCAGCGCAUAAACCUCUGCAUGUACAGAACUGGCUCUGCAGACCACAUUCAUUAGAGACCCGCUGAGGCCCCAUCUGUAUCUCUGCAAUGCUGCACACAUUCAUCCAGACAAUGUCACUCUCAUUCUUAGUAUGGGCUCACUGGGAUGCUGCUCGUAUGAGUGUGUGCGUGUGCGAGAGUGUGCGACAUCCAACAGGCAGUCAGCCACAGGAGCAUACGCCACACCAUCUGUCGCCGAUGGUAAGAUUACAUUUGGUUAUCUAUGAAUAAUACAGCAGCACAACAAAGAGGAUAAACACACGUGAGUGUGUGUGUGUUUUUAAAUGCAGUAACUGGCAGGUGCACUUGAACGCAUCGCAAUUUAUCCAUCGCUUUUAAAAUCAUCCGCCGAAUUAUUAAGUUGGAGUUGAAGAUGUGAACUUUAACCCCCGAGCAUCGGCUCAUGAUAUUUACUGUGAACGUUGUGUCUUAAAUUAACGUCGAGCAGAGGUCGACUGAUGCGAGUUUUUCUCUUGCCAAUGCGGAUCUUUAGAAAUCAGUGCCAAUAUUUGUUUCUGAUAAAACAUAGCAAUGCACCUAAAUAUUAAAUACAAGAAAACUCUUAUUAAUAAAUAAUAAUCGAGCGAUUAGCUUUUUUGUGCCUAAUUAAUCAAAUUAGACACAGAUUAAGCAUAGUUGCUGUCAAUUGUACUUAAAUCUCUCAUGGUUUAUUUUAACAUUAGAACUAAAUUGCAGAUAAGACAGACUUUAUAAAAUGACCAAAAUGAUGAAUGCACAAGUCAGUUUGUGAGUGAGAGGAGAGAAGAACUGUCCUACUGAAUGUAUUCAUUGACACUUAAUUAUUUGACUUAUUUAGCUGUGAAUAUCGGCUGCUGUUAUAUCGUUUUACUUGCUGCUUUAGUUAUUUAUUUUUUAAUCCAACACUUUGUCAUAUUUUGGCAGAAACUGACAGAUAUUUGCUUUCACAUCAGUUCUCCUCUCAAUAAUCUACACAACAACAACACAACUCCAAACAUACCAAGGCUGUGUACGUCUGUGUGUUUCAUGGACGGCUCUCUCUAUGUCGUGGACAUUUUUUUUUUCCACCCCCAAAAAAUCUGACACAUUCCAUUCAAGAACCAGCAGCAUGUGCAGCCCCGUGACAUCGCCGUGCCGACCCCACAGAUGCCACCUGUAAAUAUCAACCAUUGUCAGCUGAGCCUCACAGACCGAGCACAUUUGAACACACACAGACUGGAGGAUGAGAAUGACUCAGUUUGUGCAGAAAUGUUCUCUAGUGUCGGGGGGGCGGUGCAGCAAAAGAUGGAAUUCUGAGGACCGAGUGGAAACAUUUUUGUAGUUUCAGUCACGCUCUUGGAUCAGACUUGAACUGUAUCACUGCGGUCCCAUGUGUAAACUCACAGUUUGCAUGCACACAGGACAACAACAAUUGCACGAUUAAAAAAAGAAAAAAAAAGGGAGAGCACAGGUGUUUUUGCUCACGCUCUUCUCCUCUCGCGAUCCUGAACGGCGACGUAGUCAUUUGUUGUCAAAACGUGGUCCGUUUGUAUCUUUUCAGCCAAUACGCGAGUGGAAGAGAAACGAGAGCGCUGGAAGAUUGUUCACAACUUUUAUGUACUCAAGUAUUUACUGUAUUUACUCAGAAAUCCCAGCUCCACAAACUCACUUCAGAUUCUGACUCGUGUCUGUGGCCCGGGGAAACUGGAGUUCCUGGGAUGAAGAAAAUAAAUGAAAACACAGUAUUCACACAGUUAUGAUUACUUUCCCUCAAGCAUUAUCACCUGGACGUGGCAAUAUGCAGUCACUGACCACUUUAUUAGGUACACAGGACACCGACUAAAGUGGCAGGAGUGGCACUCGGUGUGGUCUUCUACAGCUACUUAAAGGUUGGACGUGUUGAGCGUUCACAUUUGUUCUUCUGCGGACCUCGGCUGUGAGUUAAUGUUACAUUUCUAUCAUUUUGAAUUUUUCUGACCCGACCUCUGACAUCGAUGAGGCAUUUUCACACUCCAACAACCAACAACCAUGCCACAUUCACACUCAUUUAAACCACCUUUCCUCACCAUUCUUAUGCUCAGUUUAAACUUAAACCCGUCAUUUAGUUGCUCCCAUAAAAAUUAGCUGAUUAGAUAUUAGGCGUACCUGAUAAAGUGGUGUGUGUGUGUGUGUCAUGGUCACCGUCAUCCAAGACGCUCGAGCUGUGUCUCUUUCUGCUGUAGUGAACAGCAAGUGAAGAUGCUCCUGUACAAAUUAAAACCUGAAACACACUACACAGUUUGCUUGUGCCUAUGUGUACAUAGCUGGUUUGUGUUGUUUUUAAACCUCAAAUUACAAAAUGUCCAGUACGGAAAGGGUGAGGAAAAGAGAAGAAACAGGUGUGUAAAGGAUGAAUGUAUACAACACACUCGUCAUUCUCUCUUCAGAGGUUCUCGUCAGUGCUGUGGGCAAACGUCUGUCCUCUGAGUGACUUCAGGUCACUGCAGGCGUCGAGUGAAAGAGGAAAGGAGUUUGAUGCAGCAACACUUCACAUCACCCUUGCUUGUAAUUGCAUUGGCGCAUUUUAAGGAAUAUGAUUUUAA
Solea solea (common sole) is the source of this 4990-nucleotide messenger RNA. RefSeq names its product cartilage acidic protein 1b (gene crtac1b). The transcript has 15 exons. Lineage: Eukaryota; Metazoa; Chordata; Actinopteri; Pleuronectiformes; Soleidae. Gene Ontology annotation, biological process: axonal fasciculation. Gene Ontology annotation, molecular function: calcium ion binding. The record is from RefSeq and is a predicted model, not a curated record. Bases 142 to 2046 code for a protein of 634 amino acids.